CUCCUCCUGCUCCAUUGCUCCUCGCUGCCGCGCGCCCUGCUCACCGCCUCUGCCGCGCGCGUACCAUGUCCGGCAGCUACUCCUCUCGCCUCCGCGGCGGGGGCGCCGGUGGAAGUUUAGGAGCGACGACGCUGCUGGCAGCGAAGGUGGCGUUCGCGUCCGCCGCGCUGGCCGCGGCCGCGUCCCUGGCACGCGUGGCGAUCCCGCAGCUCGUGUCCGGCGCCGACGCCUUCCUCUGGAAGCUCUACCUCUUCGUCACCGUCCACGUGAUCAUCUUCGUCAUCUGGAAGCUCUCCGACAACAAGCACUUCCACGCCUCCGCGCACAAGGACCCGUGGGCGCCGGUGCCUCACCACCCCGCGCCCCCGCUGCUGAGCGAAGAUGUUGCACGGUCCGCCAUGAAGCGCAAGGUGGAGUUCGCGCCCGCCGACAGCGUCGUCCGGGGCGGCGAAGAGUACCGCGUGCCGCAGUUGGUGUCGCGGCUGCACGAGGCCGUCUCUCCGGCGGAGGAGGGGGUCGUUUCCCAGGGCUCGUGCUUUGGCGAGCCGUGCGUCACGACCACCACGGAGUCCGAUGAGGACGAGUCCUACGCCGCCGUCACCUCGUCGGCCUACGUCGCAGCCGCCGACACGAUGCAGGGCGUGGCACCGGCGCGGGAGCGCGUGUUCGUUGAGCGUGGGCUCUCGCUGCCUCCACCCCCGGAAAUGGUGGCCACGGCCGAGUACUUCGACGACGCCGACCACGACCACGCCAGCGGCGACGACGACCUUGACGCGACGUGGAACGCCAUCAUGCAGAAGACCCGUCCUGCCACGGUACCUGCCUUAUCCUCCUCCUCAAAGGCCUCACGCUCAUCGCCUCCGCGGCCGAGGGCCCGCGAGCCGUCGGUCGGCGCGGUGGAGCUGAGCAGGCGGUCCGAUGAUUUCAUCAAGAAGAUCCACCACUCCUUCGGCCGGCAGCAAUAAUUCUCCACCCACGUCCGAUCCAAACCCCGAUCCGAUCGAAAAUUUUCUUGCUGUGACUGUGAGGAGAUAUCAUCAUAUCCUCUGCCGCGGCCUCAGCAUGCUCUGCCACGGCAGCGUCUUUCGGCUGAUGCUAUCUAGCCUGUAGCCGACCUCGGUGUGCGCCGUCCAUGGUGAUCUGCAUUGGCGCGCGGCAUGGAUUUCGGCUGUGCGCACUGUUCUGCAUCUCGCCUCUUGACGCAGCUGUUCCGUCCACAAGCUGCGCCUUCGUCGAUCUCCUCGUUGUGAUCUGCAUAUGACACCCGCGUAUGCAUCAACACAAAGUACAGAGCAUUCUCUCAAACACUCAUCCUUCAUUAACUUCAAUGUAUAUUUCCAGGCGUCCUUGUGAAAGUAUGGUUUAAGAAUCUGUAAUAUCGGAAGCUUCCUUUUGAAUGUUGAAACACGGCUGGAUACCGAGUUUCCUGGUUUAA
Messenger RNA from Lolium perenne, 1435 nucleotides. RefSeq lists its product as uncharacterized. NCBI's taxonomy places the organism in Eukaryota, Viridiplantae, Streptophyta, Magnoliopsida, Poales, Poaceae. The record is from RefSeq and is a predicted model, not a curated record.